UUUAUAAGAAAGUAGAAAAUCUUUAAUUCUUUAAUCUGCCAAACUAAUAUCAAUGAAUAAUGUAAAUUUAUAUUAAAUUUCAAGCAUCUUAAUUAAUCAAGUAUGGAUAGUUACAUAGUUAUAUCUUUUAUUGGCGAAGGUUCGUUUGGCCGUGUUUUCAAAGCUAAACAUAAAGAAACGGAUGCAGUUGUAGCUUUGAAAGUUAUAAGAAAGAAAGGGCGGUCAGUAAAAGACUUGAAGAAUUUAAGACAAGAAUGUGAUAUACAGAGGCAGCUAAAACAUCCAAAUAUUAUUCGAAUGAUAGACAGCUUUGACACAGACUCAGAAUUAGUAGUUGUCACAGAGUAUGCAGAAAAGGAGUUGCAUAGCAUCCUGGCUAAAGAAGGAUGUUUGAAUGAAGAACAAGUGAAGAAAAUCACUUGGGAUUUGGUCUCUGCGCUUUAUUAUUUACAUUCACAUAGGGUGUUGCAUAGGGAUUUGAAACCUCAAAAUGUCUUACUAGACAGUUCAGGACGAGCAAAGCUGUGUGAUUUUGGUUUAGCAAGAAUAAUGACAAAUGCUACCCAUAUUCUGACUUCCAUCAAAGGUACACCAUUGUAUAUGGCACCUGAAUUGAUUGAGGAGAAACCUUAUGAUCAUCAGGCUGACUUAUGGUCCCUGGGAUGCAUAGUGUAUGAGCUGAUAGCAGGACAGCCACCGUUCUGUACCAUGUCAAUAUGGCAGCUAGUGCGGAUGAUCAGGCACAAACCGGUGCAGUGGCCCAGUUUCAUCAGCACUGAAGCCAGAUCAUUUUUACAGGGUCUACUCCACAAAGAUCCUAUGAAGAGGAUGACUUGGCCGGAAAUUCUGGAACAUCCUUUCGUGUCUGGUCAUGUGACUAUUCUCCCAGAAGAUGUUCAAAGUGAAUCACCGUUCACAAAACCAUUGACUCAUAGCCAGCAAGAAGCUAAGCAGCUACAGAGGGAAAAAGUUAGCAGUAAUACAAGAACAAUACCGGAGCCAAAACCAGAGCAGAAAGAACAUGACUUAAGAAACGCAAGAGUGAUGCAAGCUAUGGAGUGUGUGCCCAUGUCUGAUGACGACAGCGUCAGAGCAACCAGCGCCUUCAGUGUACGAGACAGCCUGAAAACAGACGACGAAGACCAGUCCCACCCAAUCACAGCGGCCAACGCAAAAUUACUCAGACACGAGUAUAAUGUACUAAAUAACUCCAACCUCGUUGUAUGCAACUUAGAAAACAAUAUGGCCCAAUUAAUGGCAGCCAACAAAAAACAAUCAGAUCUCAACAAAAUGGAUAAAAUAGAUGAAGAAAAACCGAAUAUAGAAAAACAUGUUGAAGAAAAGAAACCUUUAAGUGCUAGUGACAGUAAGAAGGAUGUUUUAGAGAUGAAACAGAAAUCGAAAUCCAUAGACACUGCGUCACAGAGUUUAGAGCAUCCAAAAAGUUCGACCAAGUGCAGUAGUGACGUUAGUUCUGGUUUGAGUAAAAGCGUUCCGCCUUCAUACAAGCAGAAAAUACUGCAAUUCUCCCGUGAUAAACUCAGAUUUGGUAGUGGAGGAAAUAAACUAACCAGAAGUAUUAAACGAUCGUUUCAUUUUAGUAGAAGUUGGGACAAAAAUAAAAAUGAAACACAGAGACGAACUAGCGAGCCUACUAUUGAGGUUUCAAGUCUUAUAGAUGAUAAGGAAAAGUUUUCUAAAGAGGAAAGGGAUCAGGAUGUGGAGAAAUCUGAAGUUAUUGACGAGAGUCCUGAUGAUAAAGAGGUUGCCGAUAAUGAUAGGAUUCUUAAAACAGAAGAUAAAAGUGAUGUGAAAGAGCCUUCUUCUAUAGAAUUAGAAGAAUGGGAGGCAUUCCUUAACUCCAACAUCAGUGAAGUUAUGGAUGGCGACGUAGAAUCCCUGACUCAAUUGAAUAUGGUGAGCAUGGUGAUAGGUGUAGUAGGCAGCGCGGCUCUGGCGCGGGGCGGCGGGCGCGUGUGCGGCGCGGUGGCGGCGCUGCUGGCGCUGCCCGCGCUCGCCACCACGCUGCCCCGGCACACGCUGCUCAACAUACAAGACGUAUACCUAGAAGCUAAAGUGGUGUACAAUUUCGUCGCGGCCAUCAACACUCUUAUGAAAGACAGUAAGGAUAGUGACGACGGCGCUCAAGAUAGAUUGCAAGGCGUGGGUCGUAUGCUAGAAGUAUGCGCGUGGCUGUGCGUGCGCUCGUGCCGCGGCGUGCGGCAGCUGGCCACGGCACUCACUGCGUAUAGCGCACAUCCUGUCUUCACCAGGCUUCUUAUGCACUAUUCAAAAUCACCACGCAUAGUACUGAACAUCGUUGGCCUCCUAAUCACCGUACUCCAAGACUUACCCGAGCACGCAGAUGUGGUAGAAAAAAUACUCUUUGACGAACCGAGUUUUAACUUCAUAACCUUAGUUGAACAACCCAGUGAUGCGCUUAGAAUGAGAGUCUGUAUACUUAUAAGUUUGUUGUGCACUUUCUCCUGUACUGCAUUUUCUGUUGCCAUGGAGACGAAGUGGAGUAAGAAGGAGUCGGAAUCAAUAGAGGCUUUGCACACCCAUUGUAAUGUAGCUUUGAAUAGGGCAGCUAGAUUGGCUACUAAGGAGUUGAGUAAUAUGCCUUUUUAUGUCAGCUAAUAGAGUGAUCAAGCUGAAAGGUGAAUUUUGUAAGAGGUUGAAAGGGUUUUGAAAUUUUGAGGCCAAAUUAUUGUUAAGAAGAACGUUUUGGAAGACCAUGCAUAGCUUGUUUGAGAAGUUUGAAAUGUUAUGUAGAUGUUUUAUCAGAUGAGUC
Molecule: messenger RNA, 2794 nt
Organism: Helicoverpa armigera (cotton bollworm)
Lineage: Eukaryota; Metazoa; Arthropoda; Insecta; Lepidoptera; Noctuidae
Gene: fu
Product: serine/threonine-protein kinase fused
Exons: 11
Coding region: 103-2640 (845 amino acids)
Biological process (GO): protein phosphorylation
Cellular component (GO): cytoplasm
Molecular function (GO): ATP binding; protein kinase activity
Source: RefSeq, a predicted model, not a curated record